ACAAACAACAUCCUGGUGCCGUUUGGCGGUGAUUUCAAGUUCCAGGAUGCUGGCAUGGUUUUCCGCAACUUAGAUAAGCUUAUUCAAAAUGGCAACACCAAGGCAGCCCUUGAGGAAAUGAAUAUAACUUUGUAUUACUCCACACCGACGUGUUAUUUAAAAGCUGUCAUGGACUCCGAACCAACAUUACCAAUCAAGCAAGACGAUUUCUUUCCAUAUUCGACCGAAGUUGGCUACUGGACUGGCUUUUACACUUCCCGACCUACCAUCAAGUUUUUUGAACGACAGGCAAACAAAUACUUACAGAUGGUAAAACAAUUGCAAGUUUUGGCCGAUUUGGACAGAAGUAAUGAACACUUUAUUGAGGAACUGAAAAGUGCUAUGGGAGUGCUUCAGCAUCACGACGCGAUCACAGGCACUGAAAGGGGCCACGUAGCUCACGAUUAUGAACGAAUUUUAGAUCAGGCCAUUGAUGGUAUAGUGGCGGUCGUCAGGCAGGCUUUGAACAAAUACAUGUACGGCAACGCUCUCAGGUUGUCGAAAUUAACUUUCAACAGAUGCAAGUUCAACGAGUCAUCUUGCUUCAGUUCGGAAAAUAGCGAUCAGUUCAUUGUUGCGAUGUACAACCCCCUUGCGUGGAACAUAACAGUUCCGGUGAGAAUUCCUGUUGUAAAUCACAUCUACGAAGUUUUUUCUCCGACUGGUGAAGAAAUACAAUCACAAUUAGUAGAAAUACAGAAGUUACUCCUAAGUUUGCCAUUACGUGAAUCAAAUGCCACACACGAAAUCGUAUUUAUUGCCCGUCUUCAAGCAGUUUCAUACAAAACAUUUUAUAUCCGAAAAGCUGGACAACAGCGCCCGGCGUGGCUAAACCGCCGAACCACCAUCGACUACAAUCAAACGACCACCGAACGUUACGUACAUUCUUAUUACUUAGAAAAUGACAACCGAAGCAUUUAUCAAACCUUCUUGAUGAGUAACAUAAAAAAACGUGAAGCAGUAAAUGACGACAUACAUGACACAGCACUGAAUGACUCGACAUUUGAUAUUUCAAUGGAAGACUCUAUGAGGAUUGAAGAAAUCACAGGUAAUCGAGUGGAUGCAAAGUCUCUCGAUCUCGGUGUAAAUGUCAGUACAGAAACAACCACCGAAGAGGAUUAUGUGGCGACUCUACCUACCGUGAAACCCGAAGAUGUUGUUUUGGAUAAUCAAUACAUGAAGGUUGUGUUCAAUAAAAACGGAGAUGUAACAAAAAUAAUAUUUAAAGAUGGAACAGAAAUGCAGUUUACCAUCCGCAAUUCUUAUUACUCAGCGAAUUACUUCCAGCAUGAGGAAGGACAUCACACGUCCGGAGCUUACAUUUUUGGCUCCAGCGACCUUCAAAGUGUAGACAUGCGCAUGAUAAAUACUAUACAAGGGAACAUUGUAAAAGAAGUCAGAUUCAUAUCAUCUAAAGAUGUGCGCAACAAUCUGAUAUUAUACGAGGGUCUUAAUUACUUGGAAUGUGAAUGGCUAGUAGGUCCGAUAAACGCUGUUGAUCGUAAAGGCAAAGAAUACGUUAUUCAAUAUAUGACAAACGUAAAAAGCCGGGACGAGUUUUUUACAGAUUCCAAUGGUAGACAAAUCAUUAAGAGAAAAAGAGACAAAAGACCAACCUGGGAAUUCGACACUGUAGAACCAAUACCGGCCAAUUUCUAUCCAGUCACUAACAAAAUAUUUAUAAACGACGAGAGACUUAAGAUUGCUGUUCUCACAGACAGGGCUCAGGGUGGCACUUCUGCUGACGAUGGAGAAAUAGAAUUAAUGCUACAUAGGAGAUUGUUUGAAGAUGAUUCUCUAGGCUUACUUGAAGCGCUAAACGAAAUUAAUGAUUUUGAAGGCCUUGUAGUCAGAGGUAAACAUAGAGUUUUAAUAUCUGACGCGGAAAAUAAAGAACAAUAUAUAAAUGAGAAAAAAGAGGUUAUCCAAUUUCAUUUAGAACCUAUUGUUUUAGUCGCAGAAGCGUCGCAAGUCAGUUUAGAAGAUUGGUUUUACUUGCCGAAUAAGACUUUUUCUUGGAUGCACAAUGUUCCCAAUGGAAUUCACCUUUUGACACUUGAAUCUUGGGGAAAUAAGACAUUGUUAUUGAGACUUGAAAACUAUCUAGAAACUUAUGAUUUGGAUAAUACAACUAUAGAAGUUAAUCUGGCAGCAAUUUUCAAAAAUAUACAAGUUAUAUCGGUUAAAGAAACAACGUUAGGAGCCAAUAUGUGGUACGAGGAUUAUAUAAAAAAGGUUUGGAAUACGGAAAAGCAAUUUUCGUGUAGUUUUAACGACGAUUAUGGAAAUUAUGGAGGAAAAUUCGCUGAUAAUAUAGAUGAAAUUCAUGAUUGUGGAAUGAUUGUUCAUUUCAAAGCAAAACAGAUAAGAACUUUCGUUGUUGAUUAUCUUAUUUUAUAA
Hyposmocoma kahamanoa is the source of this 2439-nucleotide messenger RNA. RefSeq names its product lysosomal alpha-mannosidase-like. The record is from RefSeq and is a predicted model, not a curated record. Gene Ontology annotation, molecular function: carbohydrate binding; alpha-mannosidase activity. The coding region runs from base 55 to 2439 and encodes 794 amino acids. Gene Ontology annotation, cellular component: lysosome. Lineage: Eukaryota; Metazoa; Arthropoda; Insecta; Lepidoptera; Cosmopterigidae. Gene Ontology annotation, biological process: mannose metabolic process. The transcript is spliced from 11 exons.